Molecule: messenger RNA, 1093 nt
Organism: Oreochromis aureus
Lineage: Eukaryota; Metazoa; Chordata; Actinopteri; Cichliformes; Cichlidae
Product: 5-hydroxytryptamine receptor 3A-like
Exons: 7
Coding region: 32-1093 (353 amino acids)
Biological process (GO): monoatomic ion transmembrane transport; chemical synaptic transmission; nervous system process
Cellular component (GO): neuron projection; membrane; synapse
Molecular function (GO): transmembrane signaling receptor activity; neurotransmitter receptor activity; extracellular ligand-gated monoatomic ion channel activity
Source: RefSeq, a predicted model, not a curated record
UCUCCAGAGCAUAUUAGUUUCCAGAGCAGAGAUGAAACGGACAGAGAAGGACAAAGCCUCUCCGAGUCCUUAUCUCUCCAUUGAAAGCGGUGGUUUGGUUGAAUACAGAAAUGACCAGGUGAUCGUAAGCACCUGCAAGCUGCACGUGUACAAAUUCCCUUUUGAUGUUCAGAGGUGCAACCUCUCCUUCAAGUCUAUCAUGCACUCUGAUGAAGAAAUAAAGUUACAAUUCAACGAGACCAAUAAUACAGUCACAGAAUGGUCUCGAAAUGUGAUGCAGACACAAUACGAGUGGCUGUUUAUCAACAUGUCAGUUACCACCAAAACUGUCAAUGAAUUUGACUUCAACCAGCUUAUGAUUGUUUACACUAUUACCAUGAAGAGGAGGUCUGUCCUCUACAUCGCCAAUUUCUUGCUGCCAGUCUUCUUCUUCUUGGUUCUGGACUUAGCCUCUUUCCUGAUAUUAGACAGUGGAGGUGAGAAGCUCGGCUUCAAGAUCACUGUCCUGCUUGCUGUCACAGUGAUGCAGCUUCUUCUCAACGAGAUUCUGCCCAGCUCUUCAGACAGUAUUCCACUUAUAGCUGUCUAUUGCAUUGGGGUUUUUGCUCUGAUGCUGCUCAGCCUCCUGGAGACAAUUUUGGUGAUGCAUCUGAUUGAGAAAGACUCUCCAGCCCAGGAUAAUGAGACAGAUGGAAACCAAAGCCUGGUGGAGUACUGUGAGGAGAAACAGGACAUAUCCAACUUUCACAGCUGUUUUAGAGACAUGAAGAGAUGUAGUCAUUGUGCAUCUGUUUAUGAUGUAUCUGUGGAUGAAAGACCAACUGUGUCUACAUCAAUCAACAGUCGGCCACCACUGACUAUAAAGGGUUGUAGCUGCAACCUGAUGAAGAUGUUCUUUCCACUGGAAAAAGUCUCAGAUGAGCUGUGGGAGACUAGGAAAACCGUGACUCUGCACAGUGCCAACAAGAAGUCCGGCUACUGGACCAAUAUAGUAAAACAUAUCAACAGGGUUUUUGUCAUUUUUUAUUUGACAGCAGUGACUGUGUUUUUGGCAAUUAUGAUUUUAUUGUGGAGUAGUGCUGAAGAUGAGUAG